AUGGCAUCCCCCGUCCAGUCCGGGGAUUGUGCUGGCAGGCGUGUCAUCAUCAAUGCUGAAGAAUUUUCCGUAGACGCUGAGGAAGGAAACUGCAAGAGUGGUAAUCCAAUUGAAGACUUUAAAUGCAACGUCGAGAUAUUGGCGGAAUUCUCGCGAAUUACUAUUUUCCUUCCGGAAAUCGUAGGCAUUGACGAAAUCUUCAUUGGGGCUCUAGUUACGGAUGCACCAGGUGGACUCUCCUGGAUCUCAGUCGAACGUCGGGAGUUUGCCUUAUGGAAGAUAUGUACGUCAUAUGCAGCAUAG
Messenger RNA from Dibothriocephalus latus, 303 nucleotides. Lineage: Eukaryota; Metazoa; Platyhelminthes; Cestoda; Diphyllobothriidea; Diphyllobothriidae. The record is from the annotation of a GenBank genome assembly.